AUCAGCAAAGAAGAAAGACUGAAUCCUAUUAAGCAGGAUGUCAAGAAUGGGAAACUUAGAUAUGUCAAAAACAUUUUUCCUCAUCAUGGGUACAUUUGGAACUAUGGAGCACUUCCUCAGACCUAUGAAGAUCCAAACUAUAUAACCCCUGACACUGGGUGCAAGGGUGAUUCCGACCCCAUUGAUGUUUGUGAAAUUGGCCACAAGAUCCAUGCCAGAGGUGCAGUGGUUCCAGUGAAAGUUCUGGGAGUGCUGUGUCUCAUUGAUCAGGCAGUACUUUUCCCAGUAUCCUUGCGUGUGAAAGCUGUAUCCCCUGUUAAAGAAAAAAUCAAAAAGAAAUAUGUCCCAGAUAUAGAAGCCCACUUCCCAGGCUUGUUAAGGGCGACCUAUGAGUGGUUCAAAUACUAUAAAGUUGCAGAUGGCAAGUCAGAGAACCGGUUUGCAUUCAAUGGAGAGGCCAAGAACCGGGAAUAUACCUUACAUGUGAUCGAGGAAACACACAACCAGUGGAAAUCCUUAAUCAAUGAAGCAGAAUCAUCAAUAGUCAGAAAAAACACAACAGUGACAGCAAGUUCUGAUCUCAUUGACAGAACUGAAGGAGAAAGAAUCAUUGAAAGUGCUGCAGCUCCCGGUCCUGCUGCAGAGAUUGAUCAAGAACACAACAAAUGGUACUAUGUUAUACCACAGAAUUGA
Candidula unifasciata is the source of this 693-nucleotide messenger RNA. NCBI's taxonomy places the organism in Eukaryota, Metazoa, Mollusca, Gastropoda, Stylommatophora, Geomitridae. The record is from the annotation of a GenBank genome assembly.